Messenger RNA from Racocetra fulgida, 2322 nucleotides. The record is from the annotation of a GenBank genome assembly. NCBI's taxonomy places the organism in Eukaryota, Fungi, Glomeromycota, Glomeromycetes, Diversisporales, Gigasporaceae.
AAACUUGAACAAAAACGAUUAGAGCACGAACGUCAACGAAACGAACAACGUAAAAGAUUUGAAGCUCAGAUGAAAAUCCUCGAACUCCAACAACUCAAAGAAGAGCAAGAUUUGCUCGAAAAACAUCAUGCGGGAGGGUGUUCGUCUGUCCAAAGCGCUAGUGCGCCAAAUACUCCACCUUCUUUGACUUCAAAUGACUCUCGCCCUCGAUCAGAUACAAUGCUUCAAUCUUCAAUGGAUACAAAUAUAUCUAAUCAGUUUGAUUCAGUUCAUUCCGAGUCAUCUCAUAAUAUACAACAGCGAUCACACACAUCAUCUCGUUCUGUUCCAAAUUCACGUCGUAAUUCAAAUGAAACCCCCGAAAAACCCUCAUGGCCUGAAGUAGGAAAACUAAGCCUUGAUUUAAAAGACGAUAAUUCUGAGAAUGUUGAAAAAGAUUUCAUACGAGCAUCGAUUGGAAAAAGUACUUCAAACUUGCAUAAAAAUUCGGUUCGUUUAUCUGAUGCUACAUCAGUUAACGCACCAAAUAAUGAUGCUUCUCUUUUCCCUCAAUUUAAUGGAAAUUUUUUACUCGAUGAUGAUGGUGAAACCUCUGAGACAGGUUUGAACGUGUCCUCAUCAUACGUCCGUAGGUACCUUCAAAUGCACAGCGAUGAUGACAAAUUUCCAAUACUAGUUCGUCGCGAUAGUUAUCCUGGCAUGUUGUCCGCGUCUUCUGCUGCACUCGAUCUUGCUUCUUUACGUCAAACACCUUCGCGUCAUCGAGGAUUAGAUUCUAUACUAAAUUCAGAUUGGGCAUAUGCUUAUCAACAUCAAUCUGACGAAUUAUUAGCUGAUUGCCCAACAUCACGUGCUAAUUUAGACAAGUUAGCUCCUUUAUUCUCAGAAAACCAAGUCUCUGGUAAAUCUACAGUGACUACCCCCACUGCUACUAGUUCUGCUUCAAAUACUGGUUGUUCGAACGGAUUUUCUUAUAUAAGUGAUAGAAAAAAAUUGGACAAUAUUGUGACUGAAAAUUCAUCAACUAAACAAAGGAUACCCAAGCUUUCAACGUCGUUUUCUACUCCUGAUUUAGCCAGUGCUACUCGUUUGUUUGGUCGUCGGUCGACUAACUUAAAUGGUCAAUCAGCGAGAGAUUUAUUCAUUGAUUCGGAUAACCAAAUGUCUCAAAAUGUUCCAUUACAAAACAAUAAUGAUCUUACCGGUAAUGGUAUCUGUCGUUUUUUCCAACAAGGCUUUUGCUCAUGGGGUGAUCGAUGUCAAUACGCACAUACACAUACUUUUAACGGUAUAUCACCGGUAAACAUGGGUCUUACUGCUCAAAUGAGUGCUUAUCCUGGUGUCAUACCUCAAAUGAAUAAUACUACUGCUUUCUAUGGACAAUAUGGUAUGACGGGUAUCAGUGGAAUUAACAUGAUACCAGGAUCAAAUGGUUUCGGUUAUAAUCAAAACUUUGCCUUAAAUGCUGCACUCAAUAACAAUGCUAAUGGUAUGAGAUCCAUGAUGCACGUUAACAACUUGACAUUCUCUAAAACGAACCAAAAACGAUUAAGUGGUGAUCUUGAAGAUCCUUUUGGUAAUUAUCUUUGCCAAAAGCUUCUUGAAUAUUGUAACGAUGAUCAACGUACAAUAAUUAUUGAGACUGUGGCACCAGAAUUAGUAAACAUUUCUCUAAACAUGCACGGUACGCGCGCUGUUCAGAAAAUGAUUGAAUUUCUGUCAACUCCAACACAGAUUCGUAUUGUUAUUGUGGCUUUGAAUCCUAAUGUUGUUCCAUUGAUCAAAGACUUGAACGGAAACCAUGUAAUUCAAAAGUGUUUACACCGUUUGAGUCAUGAGGAAAAUCAAUUCAUUUAUAAUGCUGUAAGCAAAAACUGUAUUGAAGUUGCCACACAUCGACACGGUUGUUGUGUACUUCAACGAUGUAUUGAUCGUGCUAGUGAAUCUCAAAAAAUUCAACUAGUUACUGAAAUUACGUUUAAUGCACUCACCUUGGUACAAGAUCCUUUUGGUAACUACGUUGUUCAAUAUGUCUUAGAUCUUGGUGAUAGUCGAUUUACAGAUGCUUUGAUUCGUAAAUUCAUUGGUAAUUUAUUACGGGAUUCUUAUGCAAAUUACGUUGUACAGACCUCUCUUGACUACGCUGAUCCGAUACAACGAGCUCAAUUGGUAGAAUGUAUUCGACCCCUUUUACCAGCUAUUCGCAACACGCCAUAUGGUAAACGAAUCCAGGGUAAACUUCAUCGUGAGCAGAUGCAAGCUUUAAACACCAUCAACAAUUUCCAUUUAAUGGAUUGGGCAAUUUUGGAAAUAUGGGUAUGA